AUGGCGGCCUCCAUGCUGGGCUGGGCCUGCGGCCCGCUGCGGCCCGGCGGGCCCGGCGUGUGGGCGCGCGGGCGGCGGCUCCCGGGGCCUGCGGGCUCGGGGCGGAGCGUGGCUGCAGCCAGCGGGCCGGGCGGCGCGGGCGCUGAGCGCUACUGCCUGGAGCUGCUGCGGAAACGAGAUUAUGAAGGUUAUUUAUGCUCCCUACUGCUUCCUACAGAAUCCAGAAGCUCUGCUUUUGCACUGAGAGCCUUCAAUGUGGAACUGGCUCAGGUGAAGGAUUCAGUUUCUGAGAAAACAAUUGGACUGAUGCGAAUGCAGUUUUGGAAGAAAACUGUGGAUGACAUAUACAGUGACAAUCCACCACAUCAGCCUGUGGCCUUUGAACUGUGGAAGGCUGUCAAAAGACAUAAUCUGACUAAAAGAUGGCUUAUGAAAAUCAUUGAUGAAAGAGAAAAAAAUUUGGAUGACAAAGCAUAUCGUAAUAUCCAGGAACUGGAAAAUUAUGCUGAAAACACACAGAGUUCUCUUCUUUAUUUAACACUAGAAAUAUUGGGUAUAAGGGAUCUUCAUGCAGAUCAUGCUGCCAGUCACAUCGGAAAGGCACAAGGCAUUGUCACCUGCUUGAGAGCCACGCCCUAUCACAGCAGCAGGAGGAGGGUGUUCCUUCCCAUGGACAUCUGCAUGCUGCAUGGUGUUUCACAAGAGGAUUUUCUACGGAAGAACCAAGAUAAAAAUAUAAGAGAUGUGGUAUAUGACAUUGCCAGCCAGGCACACCUACACUUGAAGCAUGCUAGGUCCCUCCACAAAAGUGUUCCUGUGAAGGCAUUUCCUGCCUUUCUUCAGACGGUUGCUCUGGAGGACUAUUUAAAGAAAAUCCAAAAAGUGAAUUUUGAUAUAUUCCACCCAUCUUUACAGCAGAAGAAUACAUUACUUCCGUUGUCCUUGUAUAUUCAAUCAUGGAGAAGAAGAUACUAA
Molecule: messenger RNA, 975 nt
Organism: Pipistrellus nathusii (Nathusius's pipistrelle)
Lineage: Eukaryota; Metazoa; Chordata; Mammalia; Chiroptera; Vespertilionidae
Source: the annotation of a GenBank genome assembly